UGAAUUGACGUUAACCAUUUCAAUAACUUAAAAUCUUUGAUUGCCAAGAAUAUUAAAAGUUCAAAAAUUAUUUGUAUAUUAAUGAUAAUAACAUUUAUAAAAAAAAUAGAUAAUAUAAAAAAUAGAAACUAGUUAUGAAUACUUGUGAUCCUUGGUUUACAUUAUUCUUAUUAGAUCAAUAAGAUACCUGCACAUAGCAAACUACUGUAAUGUUAUAAAAAAAAAUUUUUUGGUUUUAAUCACUACUGUGAUAAGUUCACCUUCACAGAAUGAUUUAAAAACGAUAUCAGAGAUCUUGGUGAUAACCACAAUAUUUAUAGGCUCCAUCGUCAUACUUUUGACUUCAGUCUGUCGUUUUGUCCGGCACAGUAAACUACAAAUUAGAAUAUAUGGAAAACUAUACUAAUAAAUAUCAUAUUCUAAAUUAAUUGAUUUAUUGUUGAGGAUAAAGAAUGUCUUGAUACAACGAUCAAUAGUGAAAAUUGUGACAUUCUUUUCUAAAAAAAACUUUUCGGUAACGCAAUGUUGUAUUUUAAUUUUUAAGAAAUCGUUAUAACAAAAAGGCUACGUAUUACUGAUGCUUUACAGUAUCCUACGAAGAGUAUCGUAAUUAUCAAAGAAUAUAAAUCAAUGAAAACUUCUUCACUAAUUUUGCUAUUCAAUUGAAGAAAAACAACAUAACCAAAUUAAUUAAAAGACAAAAUCAAUGACGACGAAGAUUGUGGCAACUGUAGCAGCAGCACCAUAGAUAUCAAACGAAUAUGACAGAGAUCAGUAUUAAAUUAAUUAUCGCACCGAUUCUUAUAUCUGCCUUAACUUACUUCCAUUAUCAUCUAAUAGACCCCGAAAAUCAAACACAAGUUACGAAAGAUCUAUUAAAGGACUACGAUUUCGUAGUGGUCGGCGGCGGUUCAGCUGGUAGCGUUGUUGUUAAUAGAUUAACGGAGAAUCCAGAAUGGAGUGUUCUUCUUUUAGAAGCAGGUGGUCACGAAACUGUCAUCUCAGACGUACCGGCUUUGUCAACCUACUUGUAUAACACCAAAAUGGAUUGGAAAUAUAGGACUGAAAACCAAGAUAGUGCUUGUCAAGCGAUGAAAGACAAACGUUGUUGUUGGCCCCGUGGAAAGGUAUUAGGUGGUUCAAGUGUACUUAAUGCUAUGCUGUAUGUUCGUGGGAAUCGUCGUGACUACGAUCAAUGGGAAAGCUUUGGUAACCCUGGUUGGGGAUACGACGAUGUACUCCCAUACUUUAAAAAGUCACAGGACCAAAGAAACCCAUAUUUAGCUAGGAACACCAAAUACCAUAGCACAGGUGGUUAUUUAACUAUUCAAGAGUGUCCUUAUAAGACGCCACUGGCUCCAGCAUAUCUUCAAGCUGCAGAAGAGAUGGGUUAUAACAUCGUGGAUGUAAAUGGCCAACAACAAAUGGGCUUUGCAUUGCCUCAAUAUACAAUGCGCAAGGGCGCUAGAUGUAGUGCAGCCAAGGCAUUCGUGCGUCCCAUCAAAUUUCGAAAGAAUUUUCACCUAUCGUUAUGGAGUCAUGUCACGCGUGUUCUCAUAGAUCCAAGUACCAAAAGAGCAUACGGUGUAGAAUUUAUUAAGAAUGAUCGUGUUGAGACCGUAUUUGCGAAGAAAGAAGUUAUACUUUCGGCAGGUGCUAUAAAUACUCCUCAAUUAUUGAUGCUGUCUGGAAUCGGUGCAAAGAAUCACCUCGAAGAUCUUGGUAUUCCAGUGAUUCAAAAUUCACCUGGUGUUGGACAGAACCUUCAAGAUCAUAUAUCCAUUGUUGGUUUAACCUUCCUUAUCGACCACGAGAUCAGCUUUGUUUAUAAUCGCAUAUUAAAUAUAAACUCAAUAUUGAAAUAUGCAAUUACCGAAAACGGUCCACUAACUUCGAGUAUUGGUAUCGAUGCAGUAGGCUUUUUAUCAACCAAAUAUGCUAAUCAGACGGAUGAUUGGCCUGAUAUAGAGUUCCUAAUUACCUCCGCCACUAUAAAUAGCUCAGGUAAAGUACCAAAAAAUGCUUUUUGCUUAAAGGACAAUUUUUACGAUGAAGUCUAUGGAGAGAUCACAAAUCGUGAUAGUUUUCAUAUCAUUCCUAUGAUUCUAAGACCUAAAUCUUUAGGUUAUAUACAUUUAAAGUCAAAAGAUCCACUCGAUUACCCAUUAAUGUAUCACAAUUAUUUAACGAAUCCUGAUGACGUAAAUGUUUUACGAGAAGGAGUCAAAGCAGCAAUUGCAUUUGCUGAAACGAGUAGCAUGAAAAGAUUUGGGACAAGAUUUUACAGUAAGCCAUUGCCAAAUUGUAAACAUCUUCCGAUGUUCACGGAUGAGUAUUGGGAAUGUGCAAUUCGACAAUUCACAAUGACAAUUUAUCAUAUGAGCUGCACUGCGAAAAUGGGUCCACGAUCUGAUCCAAUGGCGGUCGUAGAUCCCUCUUUAAAAGUAUAUGGAGUAGAAGGACUUCGAGUGAUCGAUGCUUCGAUCAUGCCUACGAUCACUAGUGGAAAUAUCAAUGCACCUGUAAUAAUGAUUGGUGAAAAAGGUUCGGAUCUCAUAAAGAAGGAUUGGAUGUUUAGACGAAAGAGAAGCAAUGAGACUAUCUCAGGUUCUUUCAAUCAAUAUUAGAUAUUUAGGAUAGUUCAUCGAAUGAAAGUAAAUUAAAUAUUUUUAUUAUUGCGUCAUAUAAAAUAAUUACGAGAAUAGAUAGAAAGCUUUAAUAACUUGUUUUUAAGGCUUACGUUUCCUAUUUCUUUUUCUGUUGUAAGAAUGGUGUUCUAUAAAAUUAA
Messenger RNA from Vespa mandarinia (Asian giant hornet), 2788 nucleotides. Its product is annotated as glucose dehydrogenase [FAD, quinone]-like. The record is from RefSeq and is a predicted model, not a curated record. Gene Ontology annotation, molecular function: oxidoreductase activity, acting on CH-OH group of donors; flavin adenine dinucleotide binding. Lineage: Eukaryota; Metazoa; Arthropoda; Insecta; Hymenoptera; Vespidae.